This is a messenger RNA of Symbiodinium natans, 2109 nucleotides long. NCBI's taxonomy places the organism in Eukaryota, Dinophyceae, Suessiales, Symbiodiniaceae. The record is from the annotation of a GenBank genome assembly.
AUGCCACAGCGAGUGCUGCAAACUUCCAACUGGACGCAAGUUUUUGCUUUGCAGCUUACAGUCCUGAGAAGAAGCUACGUCAAGUUCGCCGCCAUGCUGCCACUCCUAGCAGCUCUGAUUGCGGUGGCCGGAGCCCAGGCCACUCUGAGCAAUGCCACGAGUUCGCGAGUGCUGCAAGGUUCCCUGAGCAACGGCUCCAACUGGACGGAGAUGGUGAGCUUCAACAACACUCCGGGCAAGCGCUUGCUGCAAGGUGCCUUGGGCAACAGCUCCAACUGGACGGAGAUGGUGAGCUUCAACAACACUCCGGGCAAGCGCUUGCUGCAAGGUGCCCUGAGCAACAGCUCCAACUGGACGGAGAUGGUGAGCAACAACACUCCGGGCAAGCGCUUGCUGCAAGGUACCCUGAGCAACAGCUCCAACUGGACGGAGAUGGUGAGCUUCAACAACACUCCGGGCAAGCGCUUGCUGCAAGGUGCCCUGGGCAACAGCUCCAACUGGACGGAGAUGGUGAGCUUCAACAACACUCCGGGCAAGCGCUUGCUGCAAGGUGCCCUGGGCAACAGCUCCAACUGGACGGAGAUGGUGAGCUUCAACAACACUCCGGGCAAGCGCUUGCUGCAAGGUGCCUUGGGCAACAGCUCCAACUGGACGGAGAUGGUGAGCUUCAACAACACUCCGGGCAAGCGCUUGCUGCAAGGUGCCCUGAGCAACAGCUCCAACUGGACGGAGAUGGUGAGCUUCAACAACACUCCGGGCAAGCGCUUGCUGCAAGGUGCCCUGGGCAACAGCUCCAACUGGACGGAGAUGGUGAGCUUCAACAACACUCCGGGCAAGCGCUUGCUGCAGGGUGCCCUGGGCAACAGCUCCAACUGGACGGAGAUGGUGAGCUUCAACAACACUCCAGGCAAGCGCUUGCUGCAAGGUGCCCUGGGCAACAGCUCCAACUGGACGGAGAUGCGCUUGCUGCAAGGUGCCCUGGGCAACAGCUCCAACUGGACGGAGAUGGCGGGCUUCAACAACACUCCAGGCAAGCGCUUGCUGCAAGGUGCCCUGGGCAACAGCUCCAACUGGACGGAGAUGGUGAGCUUCAACAACACUCCGGGAAAGCGCUUGCUGCAAGGCGCCCUGGGCAACAGCUCCAACUGGACGGAGAUGGUGAGCUUCAACAACACUCCGGGCAAGCGCUUGCUGCAGGGUACCCUAGGCAACAGCUCCAACUGGACGGAGAUGGUGAGCUUCAACAACACCCCCGGCAAGCGCUUGCUGCAAGGUACCCUGGGCAACAGCUCCAACUGGACGGAGAUGGUGAGCCUUAACAACACUCCAGGCAAGCGCUUGCUGCAGGGUGCCCUAGGCAACAGCUCCAACUGGACGGAGAUGGUGAGCUUCAACAACACUCCGGGCAAGCGCUUGCUGCAAGGUGCCCUGGGUAACAGCUCCAACUGGACGGAGAUGGCGAGCUUCAACAACACCCCGGGCAAGCGCUUGCUGCAAGGUGCCCUAGGCAACAGCUCCAACUGGACGGAGAUGGUGAGCUUCAACAACACUCUGGGCAACAGCUCCCGCGUGGCGCAGCAUUCUGAAGGUCGAUUCCUUCAGCGCCGGGAAGGGAGCAUUGAGUCGUUGCCUUUUCGCGCCGUCAUUCUGCAUGGCAUGUACAACACUUCGAUGCCUUUCCAGCGAUAUUGCCGCGGCUGGAGCAAAAGAGCCGAGCAAGAUGUGUCACGAUUCGUGGCAUUUCUGGUGCCGGGGGACAUACAGCCAGUUGCCCCAUGUUGCUCCAACAGCAUUUGGCAACGGGAGAACGAGGCCACAUGGUCUUUGGCAAGUUGGCAUCCGCCUCUCGGGGCGCUGCAAGGUCCGGGGCACAAGGUCCUGCAGCUGAGCACAUCCUUCGCCCGGCCAGUUGCCCCAUGUUGCUCCAACAGCAUUUGGCAACGGGAGAACGAGGCCACAUGGUCUUUGGCAAGCUGGCAUCCGCCUUGCGCUGAACUGGCCGUCCUGACUUCCUCUAUAGUGGUUCCCAAGCCUCUCGGGGCGCUGCAAGGUCCGGGGCGCAAAGGCGCCUUGGGCAGCCGCAUGCCCUGGAGCAGGUCCUGCAGCUGA